AUGGUGGUGGUGGAAAAAAUUGCCCAAUAUGACAGGGAAAUCUCAGAGAAGCAAUUAGCCAGAAAAGCAACUAGAAAGUCAGCUCCGGCUACCGGAGGAGUGAAGAAGCCUCACAGAUUCAGGCUAGGUACAAUGACGCUCCGUAAAAUUUGCAAGUACCAGAAAUGGACUGAGCUUUCCAACGUUUGGUUCGUGAGAGAGCUCAAGACUAAUCUCCGUUUUCAGAGUUUGGCGGUGGCUAAGCUUGAGGAAAUUUCUAAUGACUUUGGUGUUGAAAAGGAUGAAAUUAAUCAAAGGAUUUUGGGUCGGGUUUAUGGUUAA
This is a messenger RNA of Nicotiana attenuata, 321 nucleotides long. RefSeq names its product histone H3.2-like. The record is from RefSeq and is a predicted model, not a curated record. Bases 1 to 321 code for a protein of 106 amino acids. The transcript has 2 exons. Gene Ontology annotation, molecular function: structural constituent of chromatin; DNA binding; protein heterodimerization activity. Gene Ontology annotation, cellular component: nucleosome. Lineage: Eukaryota; Viridiplantae; Streptophyta; Magnoliopsida; Solanales; Solanaceae.